AUGGUGUGUCCCAAGCGGGAGCUACCCUCCCCACAGGAGCUGCGCGCGUGGUUUGCCCGGCGCUGGAGCCGUGUUGCUGGAGCUCGAGGUACUACUGUUGCUGCUGACCCUGGGGUCGGCUCUGGAGUUACUGAGGCACUGGUCGUGGAGGUUCUCGUACUUGCGGUACUGAGGCUGUUGGGACUGGGGGUGCUGCUGGUGCUGCUGGAGGUACUGGAGGUACUGGAGCUACUGGGCCUGGAGGUGCUCCUGGUGCUGGCCCUGCUGGCGGUGCUGGAGCGGGCGGUCCUACUGGAGUUGGUGCUACUGGAGCUGCUGGAGCUGGAGUUGCUGGAGCUGGAGCUGCUGGGGGUGUUGGCGCUGGAGGUGCUGCUGGAGCGGGUGCUUCUGAAGGUGCUGGAGUUGGCGCUGUUGGAGCUUGAGGUGCUGCUGGCACUGGUACUGCCGCUGGGGGUGCUGGUGCUGUCCCUGCUGCCUACUGUCACGCGUCUCCUUACUACCUUUGUCACUGACCCUUGUUUUGAGUCCACUGCUGCGUCUGCCUUUGUUGCUGAGCUUGUCGACUUUGCUGCUCGCUGUCGUCUAGACUACGCCGCUAGUCUUGUUGCUGAGUCUGCGUCUGUCUGUCCUCCGUCCGUCGGGGGUGAGUGUGCUCUUAGCACGGACGUCCUUGAGGAUAGGCAGGAGGAGUUCCGAUGUUUUGCUGCUGCUUUGCCUCAUCUCGUGUCCACGCUGAUUGCCCCUGAGGGAGACCCGGAUGCACCAGACAUCCCGACUCCUCGAUCGUACGCUGAGGCGAUCGAGGGUCCCUACUCCUCAUAG
This is a messenger RNA of Closterium sp. NIES-65, 822 nucleotides long. NCBI's taxonomy places the organism in Eukaryota, Viridiplantae, Streptophyta, Zygnematophyceae, Desmidiales, Closteriaceae. The record is from the annotation of a GenBank genome assembly.